AUGCCAAGUGGAGUAACAAUCGAAAUUGACAUUGAUAAAAAGGAAUCAUAUACAAAUGUAACAUUAGCCACUGAUAAUAAACCUACUACAAAGGAUGGGACUGUACUAUAUGGAUACUGCAAGCGGAUAUACACAGUAGAUAAGAAAUAUAAGAUAGAAAAUAUCAAAAAGGGGCAUUCUGAACUAAAUGGGUUUAACGAUUUGAAUCUGUAUUCAAAUGUUUCGAUUUACUACUGGACAACUAAGGAUAAUCAGAUUUUCAUUAUUCAACUUGGAGAAGAUGAUUACUAUGACACUAAUGGUGGUACUGAGUGGAAUAAAUAUUCAUAUACAACCUCUCAUGCAUUUAUUAACGACCUUGAUGAAUGGAAUUGUCUACUAAAUAGUAUUCAUGUAGCGGAUAUUAGCCAAAAGAGUUCAAACCCAAGGAGCUCUUACAACUGUCCUUCUUGUGGUAGUUAUAGUCACAGGACUAUCAGGAUAAAUCGUAAUGCUUCCAAAGAGCAUACACACCAGUAUGUUCGGUAUAAUCAUGAGAUAGAAGAAGGUCAAUUUGGAACUGUUAGGAAUGACAAACAUACAAUACUUUCGGUACCUGAGGGUGUAAAUAGUCUCUAUGUGUACUGGUCUACAGGUACGAGUGCAACACGAAGGAUUUUGUGUUAUUCGAAUAAAGGAUCUUACAAAUGGUAUAGUAAAUAUCUUGGAGACACAGAAUGGACUGAAGAAAGUGCUCUUACUCAAGAUCCAGAUACUCUAGAAACUACUCCUGAGAAGAUCCAACAAGUUAUCCAAGGUUUUUCUACUCCUAAUGUGAUAAUAGAUCUAAAGCAGGAAACUGCUGAUUCUUACACCCCUAAGAACAAUGUCCUAAAUUUUAAAGUUGAGGUAACUGGGAAUCCUUCACAAUCUGGUUACUAUGAAUAUAAACAUUCAAUGGUUGGAGAGGGUACAUUCAAGGUCAAGAGCGUUGUACAUGGAGGAAAUAUAUUGGAUGGUAUAAAAUCAGAGAUUAUCAGCAGCAUAUCGGGGUUUUAUUUGGGAGCAGAACAAAAAUACGAUAAUCUCCUAAUUGUUAAGCUUACAAGUGGAACUGAAGAAAAAUACUACAAGAACCCUCAUGGAAGCAAUUGGAAUAUUGAUAAUUUUAUACAUCAGCCAAACCUAUUGACGCAUUUAGACUUACAGAACUGCAAACGUAACAAUGCACAUGUACCAGAUAUAUCAAAGGCUGGAUCUACUACUUAUCCCUGUUAUGCUUGCGAGGACAGUGGACAGACAGUCACCUUUUCUGCAUCUUCAAAUGAAGUGGAUGGAAAGUACAAGAAAGUAGUUCACACCAUAUCUAGUGCUGGUAGUAAUAAAAUUGGUGCUAUAGAUAAUAGUAAUAAACGUCAAUUUGGUAUUAAGAUCACUAGUAGUGUCACAUCGCUUACUGCAUUCCACUAUCCCCCUAAUAACGGAAGGCCUCUCUUGAUCUACCUUCCGGGAUUAUCCACCAGUUGGUAUAGAAGACAAGAUAAAAAUAGUAAUAGAUGGGAAGAAAUAGAAAAUAAUGCUCCAGAGAGUGACAAUGACGGUGCCAAGAUUCUUAAACUUUUGAAGAAAAUAAAUGGAGAUAAGGAAGGACCUUCUGGGGGAGAGAUAGCAGGUUAUAGUACUGCAGGUGUAAUGACUCCAUUGGCCACUGCUGAAGCAGUAAACUAUACACUUGACACUGGGUGGAGUAUAAUUAGAAGGGUAAUGGCUAUUUUUAAUGCUGCCAUAUAG
Theileria equi strain WA is the source of this 1770-nucleotide messenger RNA. RefSeq lists its product as hypothetical. Bases 1 to 1770 code for a protein of 589 amino acids. The record is from RefSeq and is a predicted model, not a curated record. NCBI's taxonomy places the organism in Eukaryota, Apicomplexa, Aconoidasida, Piroplasmida, Theileriidae. The transcript has a single exon.